Messenger RNA from Pseudogymnoascus destructans, 2762 nucleotides. RefSeq lists its product as uncharacterized. The transcript has 8 exons. Lineage: Eukaryota; Fungi; Ascomycota; Leotiomycetes; Thelebolales; Thelebolaceae. Bases 1 to 2184 code for a protein of 727 amino acids. The record is from RefSeq and is a predicted model, not a curated record. Gene Ontology annotation, molecular function: ATP hydrolysis activity; ATP binding.
AUGGUUCAAGAGAUGAUUCAAAUCGGCCUUUCGCUGGGCAGUCCACGGCCAGCCACCCCACCCACCCCACCCAGUACCCCGACGAUGAGCGAUAAGGAUGCUAGUGAGAUUCUCGCCGCUAUGAAAAUGCAACCCAUGUCUCCAGACCCUCAUUGUCGUCAGUCUGAAUUGUUGCCUUUCGCCCAACAGUUCUUAGAAUUUCUCAAGUCUCUCAAUUCCACGCAGAGCGCCCCUGCAGUACCCGCUGCCGCAGACGAGGUUAAAGCCGAAGACUCUCCAGAAACGUUUCAGACAUACAAGACAGUCAAUGAGGUUUGGGAUGAAAAGGCGUACAAGUACGUCAUUGAGGAGCAACACGAGCCGGAAGAAAAAGUUGAUGGACUGGAUCGAUACGUUUUCAUAGAGCGCAGGCGUAUUAUCAAGAAAACCGAAAUACCAGUGGUCUAUAUUGACAUUAAGUCGAAAUUGCUCCGAGAUACCUUGAGGGUUAUACUUGCACAGGCUCCUGAGAUUAGUCUCAACGAGGAAAGCCUCUCCGUCGAGCGAAAUAUCCUAUUCCAUUAUCUCCCAGAUCUCGAGGCGUCCCGUAAAUGGAAUCACGUUGAUCCCCAGGACAGCAUCAUCCGGGAGCAUAUUGCCCUCCUUAUCGAUCAUAUCCAUUUAUCCUACAAGGAGACGAAAGUACGACUUGCCUCAUUGCUAAAAACAGGAGAGAUAACCUACGAUUUACUCCCGUUUCUUUUCAAACCAAACGGAUUGGUGUAUACCACUUGUCGCGGGACCAAGAAACCAAGAUGCAUCAGAUUCAAGUCUGGCGAAGCGAAAACAAGCACAACUGGAGUUGACUAUUUCCACAUCAAAGGAAAAUACUUGGAAUUUGACGGGAAGGUGCUUGGGAAAGCUCCAAUCGAGACUGCCAUUCUUGGGUUCUGCGGAUCGAGAACUAUCAACUCUCUCGAGGCAUUCCCUCUCCAACACCACGAAGCAGAGGAGAGCAUGAGAGAAACGCUUGUGAAAUGCGGUCGCAAGUUUUGUUUCUCCCUAAUCGGCACGCAACAUCGGCAUUAUAGAGGCAAGGCCUUUCAAAUGAAGAAAAACAAACCCAUUGAGAUAUUUAUUAACAGCAGGAUUAUGGUUGAUGCCCCAAUGUUUCAGGAGAUCAAUCCCAAUUACACCAGGCCAAGCAUCUUCAAGAGUACUAACAGUAUCGAUUUGUGGCUGUUAGGAGAUACAACUUCUAGUAACAAGCUAGAUGAAUCGGCUAUGGAGAGCAGUGUAAACCUUGAUGCGCUGACGGAAGAAGAUCUUCUAACUUGUAGCCCGACUGUGCUGGGCUUCAGUUUGAACGACAAAUUAUGGUUGGAAUUUGCGAUUGCAGAUAUUUCGGGAAUUUCGUGGAACGAGUCGCUCUUCAACCAACUGGCUAUACCAGACAAGUCAAAGAAGCUUAUCGAAGCUCUAACCACGGCCCAGUCCAGUGGAAAAACUAAAUAUACGUUUGAUGAUUUUGUGGAGGGAAAAGGCCGUGGCUUGAUUAUGCUUCUCUAUGGACCGCCAGGUGUUGGGAAGACAAUGACUGCAGAAGGACUGUCGGAACACCUCGAAAGGCCUCUGUACACAGUCUCUGCGGGAAACUUAAGCAAGGAUGCGAAACUUCUCGAGGCGCAAUUGUGUGAGAUGUUUGAAGUUGCCGAAAAGUGGAAGGCUUUACUUCUCCUCGAUGAAGCUGAUGACUUUCUGUGCAGGCGCUCCCACGACUCUAAUCACAACUCUCUUGUCUCAGUCUUUUUACGGAAGCUCGAGUAUUAUAAGGGCAUCAUGUUACUUACCACGAACCGGGUCAGAGACUUUGAUGAAGCAGUACAGAGCAGAAUACACGUUGGUAUUAAGUACAGCCCCUUAGGCGUUGAUACGAGAAAAGCGAUCUGGGGGAGCUUUCUUGAAAAGGCAAAAACAGAGACGGGGGAUGCAGUGUACAGUGACAAGCAGUUGAACGUCCUGGCCAAGCACAGCCUCAACGGUAGACAGAUUAAGAACGCAGUGCGUUCAGCACAUGCCAUAGCAAGCAGCGAUGGAACACACCUAUGCUAUUUGCACCUAGAGACCGUCCUCGAGGUUGGCAAGGAGUUUGAGAAUGAUUUCAGAGGUUCAGGAGAGAUGGCAAACAUGCUUUCCUACGCCUGAUCUGUCAAUUAAUCGAGCUCCAUAGCUUAUCCUAAUGAAUAGUGGACUGUACUGUACCACUUGCUUGGAUCCAUUUUGUUGGUGUUCCCUAGUGCAGCUGAAAUUUCUUUGUACUCCGUGAAUGCGUCGACAAUGACACGCCGUUCAUAUUAUUAGCCAAUCCGAGACGUUCUACUUUGGUCGAUUGCCAAACAGCACUGGGCACAAUUGCUAGGAUCUCUGGCACUCCAGCGGGGCCUCGACAUGAAGAACGAUCGAGUUGCAGUCAAUUGAGCCCACACCCCUUGAAUGAAGAUUCCAGCAGCGUAUUAAGGCAACUCUGAUUUAUGCUGGUGACGAGCACGCACGUACAGGGCGAAAAUAGUUCCGUCAUUAACCUGUACGCCCGUCUCCACCCAACAUUAGAUCCUUCCGGUUUGGGUUUGUCCCCAUAUCAUAAAUCCAAGAAGGACCAGCCUCCAGCGAAGUAAAUGGCCGAGGAAAGGUUGGCAGUUAGCGAUGCAACUCGAUAAGCGAACCAGGUGCCAGCCAACAUCCUUGUCGAUGAAGGAGAUAAUGAGUCGUCUCAAACUCAGUUC